AUGCAGUAUGAUCAAGACCGUUCUAGAGACAAAAAGUUUGAGAGCUCAAAGUUUAAAACACAAGAAUCACAGAAAAAAUUCUCGAGAAAACACUCAAGCGAACAUUCGAAAUACCGACGAUUAUCUUCUGGUAAAGAAAGAAAAGUCUCCAAACCGGAAUUUGACGAUGCUCGACUAUUCUGCGAUCACUGUAAUCAAUACUACGAUAAUAUUUGUCCAUAUCAUAAACAAACUUAUAUUCCUGAUCGGAAAAUAUCAAAAUCCUCACUUACACAAUUACAUUAUAGAUCGGAUUUGACUUGUCCAGAUGGAAUUGUCAUCAAAGCGUCUACUAUAUCAAAUGCAGGCAAAGGGGUAUUCACUAACACACGAUUAGAAAAGAAUACAUUCUUCGGGCCUUACAUCGGUUUACGACAUUCGAAUUUUAAAAAUGCACAAGAAUCAGGUUAUGCAUGGAGCAUAGCGGAUAAAUACGGAAAAAUGAUCUAUAUCAUUGACGGAAAAGAUCCCAAUACUAGUAAUUGGCUGCGAUAUAUCAAUUGUCCGAAUACGAUUGAACAACAGAAUUUACAACCUAUUCAAUAUGAUCGAAAUAUGUUUUAUAAAACAACGAGAACAAUUCGACCGGGAGAGGAAUUAUUUGUGUAUUAUGGAGAUGAAUACGCUCGAUUUCUGGGCAUUGAACCAUUCAAUGCAGAUUCUAUGGAAAAGAGUAUCCUGUACAACACGAAAAUACACUGUGUUUUUUCUCUUCGUCAAAUACUCAGAUUUCAUCAAAGAAUUCUCAACGAAUCCGGUGGCCCAACAAUGUCGACACUCUACUAUACAUUAAAUAACACAGUUUUCACAAAUUUCGCAUUUUAUUCAACAGCAUCUAUCGUUAAAUUGAUGAGUAUGGCAGCAUUGACUACUAUGAAACGAUUUUCUACAGACGCAUUUGCUAAUCCUGAAGAUUUGAAAUUAGCUCGACAUCAGUCAGCUGUGGUGACAUUAGACGAUCCCGAUGUUGAACGACUUCGUCGCAAUCACUUGAAUGAUAUCGAAAACAUCGUACCAUUUGUAUUGGUGGGCUUCUUCUAUGUCGCUACAAAUCCUCAUCACGAUGUGGCUUAUUGGCAUUUUCGUAUUUUUCUCUUUUCACGUCUAGCACAUACUGUUUGUUAUCAAAUGCCACUACCACAACCUGGUCGAUUUCUUGCUUGUGCCGUUGGUUAUUUAACUACACUUUCAAUGGCUUUACAAGUCUUGGUAUCUACUGUCAUGUAA
This is a messenger RNA of Adineta ricciae, 1266 nucleotides long. NCBI's taxonomy places the organism in Eukaryota, Metazoa, Rotifera, Eurotatoria, Adinetida, Adinetidae. The record is from the annotation of a GenBank genome assembly.